Messenger RNA from Trematomus bernacchii (emerald rockcod), 3033 nucleotides. Its product is annotated as mucin-5AC-like. Gene Ontology annotation, biological process: positive regulation of transcription by RNA polymerase II. NCBI's taxonomy places the organism in Eukaryota, Metazoa, Chordata, Actinopteri, Perciformes, Nototheniidae. The record is from RefSeq and is a predicted model, not a curated record. Bases 43 to 2076 code for a protein of 677 amino acids. The transcript is spliced from 9 exons. Gene Ontology annotation, molecular function: RNA polymerase II cis-regulatory region sequence-specific DNA binding; DNA-binding transcription activator activity, RNA polymerase II-specific.
GAGCAUGGGCAUAAAGGCAUAAACAAACAAACAAGGUAGAAGAUGGCGGAUAUUCGUGCAAUAAGGGGGGCAUUUUUGUGGACUGACGACGAGGUAGAACUUCUGCUUAGGGUCACACUAGAGUACAAAACGACCAAAGUACAGGAGAAUGUUGACUGGGAGUCCUGCAAGUGUAAAUAUAGCGAUAUUUCUCGCGCAUUUCACGCGCAGUAUCCGAGGACCCUGGCAGACAAGGAUUUCCCUCACGACGCGAACGCCAUUACAAAGGUCCAACUUACCGCCAAGCUUAAGCAAAUUCGGAACAAGUACAGGCAGUUGGUGAACACUGGGAGUCGGAGUCACCAAGGACGUGUUAUGCUCUUGUUUUUCGAGCUGUGUGAAGAGGUCUGGGGUGGCUCGCCUUUUAAUCGCACCAUUAGCUCCCCUGCUACUAGCACCAGCUCCCCUGCUACUCGCACCAUUAGCUCCCCUGCUACUCGCACCAUUAGCUCCCCUGCUACUCGCACCAUUAGCUCCCCUGCUACUCGCACCAUUGGCUCCCUAAGCUCCGGCAUCGAGACGGGGGACCUGGAAGAGUCGUAUUCCGGACAGAGUGCAUCCCCGAGUUUGGAGCGUUCCAAAGAUUUGCCACAGCCACAGUCGAGCCAAUCCACCGAAGGUCUGCCAGCUGCGGUUGUAAAGCAACGCAGGGAUCUGCUCCAGCCAAAGCUGAACAGCCACAGAAUUGACCGGCUGAAGAGAACACUUCCAGCUGACAAUGCAGUGCAGGAAGACAUCCAAAUAAAAAGGAGGAUGUUGGGGACAAUGGAGCAAACAUCCAGCCGCAACGCAGACAACAUGCUGCAGAUAAAUGCCAACUUUGCCAGCAUUUCAAGCACUAUUCAGGAAAGCUUUUCCCUGAUGAGGGACUUAAUGCGUGCACCCCCCCACAGUAGCGGCGGUGGAUAUGGACAAUCCCAGGAGCACUCACCACCAGUCAUGCAGUCAUUACUCAAUAACAAGACAAAAAUGGUGCCGCAAGAAGUGGAACAUGUGAACAGAAGUAGCUCCAGGAUUCGGAACCAAAAGCGGUUAAAAUGUAUAGAUGAUGGGGACAAGAACACAAAUGAAGAGGAGGAGGAAGAUCAGGAAGACGAUGAGCAGCCAAACACAUCCGAACACACCAAGAGAACACAACCAAGGCUCGUGACUGUAACCUGUGGAAACAAAACGGGAAUCCUCUACGUAGAGAAGCUGGAGAGGGGUGAGGAGUGUAUCAAGAGUGAGGGCCGCUGGUUUGAUCCCAAAGGAUAUGAGAUCUUUGGGGGAAAGCCUCUGCAGUUUUGGAUUGAUAAAUGUAAGAUCCCGCCCCCAGAUCUCACAUCAGAGAGCAUGUCUAACGUUUUGGCAAUGAAGACAGAGGAGGAAGAAAGAGUGGCUCCUGAUGUUGCUGAUAACAACAGUAAAGACGGUUGGUGUACGCCAUUGCAGGAGGAUGCACAAAAUGAAGAGAACGGAGCGCACAGAGUCUCGCCAAUAGAUGAUCCCAUUGAUAUCUCAACAACCGUCCAACCGUCAGAGGAGCAAUUGAGAGAGAGGUUUACACAAAGUAAUGAAAUAAAAGAAGGUGGACAGAGAGAACUUCAAACCGAAACAUCGCUACUUGCUCCAGCUACCUCAACACCAACAAUCAAACCUGAACUCCUGGAGAAAACUGAAGACACUGAAACAGCCAGCGUUCAGACUGCCAUCUUUAGUGGCUCCCCUCCGCUGUUAGUCACACACAUAACUGGAAACACCAGAGACGCUUCCUCAAACACAGCAUACAUUCACGAAGGUCCUCAGAGGAAGCUGGAUGACGGUUGUCAUGACGAAACAGAGGUAACGACAUCUGGUCAUGAUGCUGCACAAUUACAAGUGAUGGAGACAGAAACAAGGGUUCCCCAAGCCUCAAAGAGCACUCCAGUCUCCACUUCCUGUAAUCUGGAUACAAUGGACCUUGAGCAGCUGAAGAGAGAGAAAAUCAAAAUGAAACUAAAGAUCAUGAAGUUGCAAGAGGAGUACUACACUCUGAAAAUAAGGGAAAUUAAAAAGUGAAAUAGUUUUACUGUGGCAUAAAAACAUGGUGAGCCUAAAUGUUAUCGGUGACCGGUUGGACAAAAGGACAAUGCAAUCACAGAGGGUGUAAACCUGUAUCACCGAAAAGGACACUGAUAGCAAAAGACAACCAAACAAGUGUUGUGUUGUUCCUAAGUUAUCCUGCAUGUGAGAUCAUGUGAUCAUCGGUCAUUUGCUGCAUUUAAUGACAAAAGGCUUUUUUUAUCCUUUUUUUUUAAGGUUAACGAAAUAUUUCUUCUUGAAUUCUCAAAACGUGACAUCAUUUUUGUUGGUGAGAGAAAAUGAUUGUACUGUACAAGACAAAGACAUUAUCUAAAAUGUGCAUCAGAAGUUUAUGAGGUAGCCAGCCGGGUUUGUGUCCUAUGGCAUCAAAUACCUUCCUUCAGGUUAUAUUAAGCCAAUCACUUUUUUUAAACCUCAAACCAUUUACCUUUCCUUAACUUUGACUCUUAAUCCUAAGGUUAAAACAUGUUUACUACGACUAGUAGAGCUUGACAGUUUGACCACAGAAACAUGAAGACAAUAAAAACAUGAGCCAGAAGUUAAGGUUAACAUAAAAACAAAACAGUCCCGAAAGGACAAAGAACCUUACGCACAUCUCAAGGAGACACAAAGGCCAAUUUAAAUACAUGUGGGUCUUCAGUUGUUUCUUAAAAGCUUCUACAGCGACCGCAGACCGAAUGUUUUUAGUAAGAGUUCCAUAGUGUUGAAUCCACUACUAUUCUGUGUUUACACUUUUCUGUAUGCAUUUAUGUAGAGGAACCAUCCAGAAAUGUAGCAAUAUCUAAAUAUUUUGGGAUAACUUGUGAUUGUACUUUGCUGAUUGUACACAUAUUAGUAAAGACCUCUUAGAAAAACUUUCUUUGAGCUUUAAGAGAGGAAAUGUACACAUAUUGACAUUUAAUAAAAACUCAAUGUGUGUGUGUAACCUGUUAA